Messenger RNA from Acanthamoeba castellanii str. Neff, 300 nucleotides. RefSeq lists its product as uncharacterized. The transcript has a single exon. Bases 1 to 300 code for a protein of 99 amino acids. The record is from RefSeq and is a predicted model, not a curated record. Lineage: Eukaryota; Discosea; Longamoebia; Acanthamoebidae.
AUGUCCACUAAGUUGGCCUUCAUCGAAGUCGAAGCCAGCGGCAUCUGGCCUGUUCGUUCGCUCAAGAUCUCGGCCAAGGACUACGUCACCGAGCGGGUCGUCGCCACCGCCGAGACCAGCGGGUUCGAAGGCAACUCCCCGGCGUUUACCAAGAUCUGCCAGGACCUGGACAGGAAGGGCUACAAGCUCUCCGAGAAGGCAUGGGACUAUGCCCAGGCCGAGCUCCGCAUGGACUACAAGACCUUCGCCGGAUACAUCUCCGACGGCACCGACCUGGCCAAGGGCUACGUCAACAAGUGA